AUGUUUUCAAGAAGAAAAUUGAGGAGGCUGCUUAGAUCAGAUUCUCAUUCUCAACGGUUUUUGCACAAUGUAAGCCAAGAAUUCUUGAUACACAUAGUCCUUAAAAGACCUGAUUUUCUUCUUUAUGAAGCUCAACUAGCUCAUCUUAUUACGAUAGGGGAGAAAGUGAGGAGAAACUUGACGAGAUUUGUGGUGAUCACAUGGGUGUUCGAGGUGCCGGUUUUGACGACAAGUUACACUGCAAACUUGGCAUCCAUGCUAACAGUAGAGCAACUGCAGUGUAAUAUUAACUACAAUGAUGACUUGAUAAAGAAUGGAGAGUUUGUUGGCUAUCAAACGGGCUCCUUUGUUGGCGAAUUCAUGAAAAACAAUGGCAUUCUUGAAUCCUCACACCUAAAAGACCAUAGCACUCGGGAUCAAUUCCAUGAAGCUCUCUCCAAAGGCAGCAAAAGGGAGGAAUAG
This is a messenger RNA of Salvia hispanica, 462 nucleotides long. Lineage: Eukaryota; Viridiplantae; Streptophyta; Magnoliopsida; Lamiales; Lamiaceae. The record is from RefSeq and is a predicted model, not a curated record.